AUGCCACAAGCCGGCGUGACCACCAAUGUGGCAGCGCUCACCGCAGUUGUGAACGAGGUCGUAGGCGACUUCUCCACCGUUGGCGAGUAUCUCCUUCGCUUCGACAUGGACAGCUUGAGGCAUUGUCCGUAUGCGGUAGGGCAUGUGACGUUAAUGGCGUCCUUCGAAGAGAAGGUCCCCAAACCAUUGGCUGGAGGAGGGGAAAGCCUAGAAGUGUCUAUCUGCCCACGAACAAUUCUUAAGAAGAUCGUUAGAGAAACAAAGGAGAACCUAGGCGUCGAGUUCAUUGUAGGAUUCGAGUCAGAGUUCGUGCUUCUAUCCUCCACGAAUCCUCCAUGCGCAGUCAACAGCGGAGGUUGGUGCAUGGCCAGCAGCUUUGAUACCGGCAAGCAAGGCCAACAGGUGCUUGACGAGAUCGCAGAGGCAGUGCAAGGAUCAGGGAUUGAAUUGCAGAUGUUCCACGCAGAGGCUGCUCUAGGCCAGUAUGAAAUAGUCACCGGCCCUCUUCCACCGUUGGAAGCAGUAGACGCCCUUGUGCAGACACGUCAGAUAAUCUUCAAUAUCGCGUGCAAACACGGUCUGCGUGCGACAUUCGCACCACACUUCAAUCUCGACGGCACAGCCUGCCAUACUCAUAUAUCCCCCCACACGCGGUCAGCCGUGCAAGAGCCUUCGACGACAUCACCGCACCUCGAUCACCUGCAAAGCACCUUUCUUGCCGGACUUCUCGACCACCUCCACUCGGUACAGGCGUACACGCAGCCCCUCUCUCCGAGCUACAAGCGCGUGCGGGAUGGCGUUUGGUCCGGGGGCUCGUGGAUCGCAUGGGGAGUCGAUAACCGCGACUGCCCCAUCCGACUGUGCAACGCCCGCCUCCCGCGCUCGCGAAACUUUGAGGUGAGAUGCGUCGACGGCCUCGCCAAUCCGUACUUGUCGCUAGCGGCAAUCAUCGCGGCGGGUGUGCUCGGUGUCAAACACAGGAAGGAGAGUGGUAUGCUGGAUUGCUCGGGGGAUAAGACGCCGGGCGAUAUGAGCGAGGCCGAGAGGCAGGAAAGGGGCAUAACGAGGCGGAUGGCUUUGACCAGGGAGGAAGCACGAGACAGUCUCAUGAACGACGAAAGCAUGAAGGAGGUGAUGGGAAAAGAUGGGGUAGAGGCAUUCCUAGCUGUUAACGAGGUCGCCGAGGGUGUGUUCAGUAGGGGAACUGAGAGAGAUCAAGCAAAGCGCUUGGUAGAGUCGUUCUAG
Molecule: messenger RNA, 1245 nt
Organism: Coniophora puteana RWD-64-598 SS2
Lineage: Eukaryota; Fungi; Basidiomycota; Agaricomycetes; Boletales; Coniophoraceae
Product: glutamine synthetase guanido kinase
Exons: 5
Coding region: 1-1245 (414 amino acids)
Molecular function (GO): glutamine synthetase activity
Source: RefSeq, a predicted model, not a curated record